AUGCGCGAGUUCAUGGACUACAUCCAGUCCGCCUUCUACUCUGCCACCGGCUGGAACCGCGACAACAGCUAUUCCUCCCUUAAUGCUACGUCCGAUGCUCUUCUAAACUUCCCCACACCUCGGGGCCUUCGCCUCACCCUCUCCUCCCUUGCGACGCCUCAGUUCGCAACAUCGUACCAACUGGGAAAUGUAGGUAUCGUCGAUGGCUCUAUAUCGUACCUGUAUUCCACGGUACCCCUCAGCAAUGCUAUUGCCCAGAGCGAGAAGAUACCCUUGCCCGAUCUUCUGAGGAGUUAUCGCCCGCUUGCAGAGUUACCACAGAGGGCGAGAGGGUUAGGCGGGGAGCUGAUCAAAGAUACGGUUUCAUAUGGGAGGCUUUACCUCCCGGCGUCGAUGCUGGAGGCAUUGGUGGUUAGGAGGGUUUCGCCUACGCUACAGCUACAAUUAAGCGCUGUCUCGAGCGAGACGCUACGGAAUGGAGGUACCAUCUUGGGGAUGGCGCAAUAUGACGAGGGCCGUUAUGCGGUAGAGGGUCUUGCAUCAACAGACGGCGGAUUGCUUGGAAUGCGCGGGUUGUACAAUUUCGGCGGCGAUGUUGGGCAUUUAAACACGCCGGUGCAACUGGUGGCAACUAAUGGAAACGGGUCGGGUAACGGCGAGCGGGAACGGAUUUACGGUCGGUUUAGCACGGGUGCUGAACUAUAUUACGGAACAUUGAACAAAUCUGGUGGAAUGAGUUUCGGGGCACGGUUCGCCACGUUACCUACGCACAACGGCACCCCUCUUACGGCAACUAUGACUAUUAACCCGCUGAUGGGGAACAUUAGCUGGAGCUACGCCGUCAUGGCCGGGAGCUACUGCUCGCUUGCGUCGAGGAUGGACUUUAACGUCUACAGCUACGAAAGCGAUUGGGUCGUCGGUAUGGAACUCUGGAGGAAGAGAGGAUCCUGGUCUAUCAAUGAAGAAUUAGAACAGAUACCAGCGCCAGCACCAGUACCAACGCCAGUAAGCGCUACGUCCGACAGGAGUUUCAAGGCGAAAAUGGAAUGGAGAUUAGACGAACCUCUCCCUAGUCCACCCCUAGACACGGCUGAAGCUGUGGCGUCGCCGAAAGAAGCAAUUCAGAACCAGCCGGAGAAGAAGAAGGAAAGGAGUUUCCAGGCUAAGUUAGAGUGGCGGUUGGAUGAUCCCGAUGUGGACCCGCCGCCCAAUGAAGAAGACGAGGAGUACUCGGGCGUUCUGAAGGCGCGCCUAGAUCAGCACCUACGAGUCGGCCUUUUGUGGGAGGGCCGAGUCAAGUCUUUGCUUUUUAGCCUUGGCAGUAGCAUCGACCUACGACGGCUCGACUCACCCUUUCGCACACUUGGGAUGGAAGUACAGUUCUCCUCGUGAUGCUCGAUAACAAAUAUCAACCUCGACCGCUCGGUAGCUUACACGUCGCUUGUCAAACCUAACUUUGCGAUAUCAUUGACCGACUGAAUUGUUGUACGACAGCAGCAUCUGUCGCAUCGGUGGUGCAUUCCAUUCGCGGCACUGUCAACAUUGAAAAUGGGUGAUGGGUAUCAAGGUCCUCUCUAAGCCAUUUUGCCUAUGCGAAAGGAGAAUGAGAAAGGGGGCCGCUACUGUUGCGCUGAUAUUAAAUGAUUUUGACAAGGACAAGCGCCCUCAUAUUUUUGGGGGUAAUAUCAACGAUUCGGUCAGCCCGGGGCUUGGACCAGUUCCGUUGGCUUGCAUACUGGUGCAACCGGACUCGUAAUAACCCCAAAUGUGGCCUUACCCUACGAAUAGCCUUGUUGCUAAUUCUUUGUGCUUCCGCGGAGGCACUGCUCUAGUUUUUCAAUAUCUAGCAUGAUGCUAUCUUGCCGCAAGGGUAGCUACC
Molecule: messenger RNA, 1879 nt
Organism: Annulohypoxylon maeteangense
Lineage: Eukaryota; Fungi; Ascomycota; Sordariomycetes; Xylariales; Hypoxylaceae
Product: mitochondrial inheritance component MDM10
Exons: 1
Coding region: 1-1392 (463 amino acids)
Biological process (GO): establishment of mitochondrion localization; mitochondrial outer membrane translocase complex assembly; protein insertion into mitochondrial outer membrane
Cellular component (GO): ERMES complex; SAM complex
Source: RefSeq, a predicted model, not a curated record